AUGACGAUGGAGGAAUCACAAUGGCUACAAGAUGUCCUUCGAUACUCGCUCAAAGCUUCCUCCUACACAACCGCCGACGACAAGCCUCCCCAAGCGGAUCCGCGACUGGGGAAAUUAGUUGAAGGGAUAUUGUUUUCGAGACGAUUCAUUUUGACCUAUCAUAUUAUUAUUUUGGGGAUUAUAUUCUCGUUAUCCGUAGGACACUGGUCGGGAAAACUGGUUCGAUGGAGGAGACGACGGGCGAUGAAGCUACGAACCUUUGGGGCCGAGGACGAAUAUGAUGCAGAUGCAAAGACCAUUACUCCAUACUCUCAAAGGGACAGGAUCAGUGUCUGUGAAGUCGAAGGGGUUUCAUUUUCAGGUAGUAGUACUACACAAGGCAGUGAAGGGUCUGCAAGCCCGCCACGGAGGGAUCUGAGCAAGGACGAGGAUGAAGACGAAGACGAGGAGACCCCGCUUCUACAUCAAGGGAAUGCACCCCAUCCAGUGUAUUCUCGACGAACUAUGAUUUCCUAUAUAAGGGCAUUCUUAGUCUACCAGCCAAGACCAAUACCCUUCUUCAACAAAGUCCUUCCAUCAAAUGGAGCUUCGUUGGCAGUUCUGGCCUUCAUUGGACUGAAUAUCUUUUAUAUGUACUACCAUAUCAACUUCAACAGUUUUGAAACAUUCGUCUGGGCCGAUAGAUUUGGUCUGCUAUUCGUAGCCAAUCUCCCCUACUUAUAUAUACUGGCCGCGAAGAACCAGCCCUUAAGGUUACUCAUGGGCCAAUCUUAUGAAUCUUUGAACCUCAUACACCGUCGUUUGGGAGAAUUGUUAUGUCUUGAGGCUCUCCUCCACUUCGUGGGAAUGAUCGCUACCUGGUACCAAACCUUUCGUCCUAGCGGAUUCGGUUUCAUACGUUUCUUAACACUAAAAGUGACAUUUCUUGGCCUCAUUGCCUUGAUAUCUUACGAGAUGUUAUACCUCACAUCUCUUGCCAGUUUCCGUCAGCGUUGGUACGAAUUAUUUCUAGGCCUACACAUAGUUCUCCAAAUCAUCGGCCUCAUAUUCGUCUUCCUGCACCACUCAGCAGCAAGACCCUACGUUGGCGUUUCCCUCGCCAUCUUCCUCAUAGACCGCCUCGUUUACCGAAUAGGGGUAAAAUCCAGCACCCUCGAAGCGAGAGCUACAAUCAUGGAAGACGACGAUACAGUCAAGCUAUCCACAAUCAUCACUAUUCAACGCAAACCCCGCUAUAUCUUCGGAAAACCCACCACAGCAGGCUGGCUGCCAACAGACCACGUCUUCGUUAGCAUCCCAAGUCUAGGACGAAAACACAUUCUGCAAGCCCACCCCUUCACCAUCGCCUCCCAAGCCCCAGGCCCAGAAGACGAAAAAGCGGUUCUCGACCUCAUAAUCCGUGCUCAAGGUGGCUUUUCAGCGGACCUCCUAAUGCGGGCUCGCUCCCACAAGACCCUCUCCAUCCGUCUCGAUGGACCCUACGGUUCCCCUCACGCGCGCAUACUCGUCGAAUCCUGCUCCACAGCACUCAUAAUCGCCGGUGGAAGCGGUAUUGCCGUCGCCUGGCCUCUCAUCCACCAUCUCCUCGAUACCAGGCGGCGUACCGAUAUGGAGACCGCCCCCAGUUCCAAGACGUUACGCGGGAAGAGGAUUGUGCUAGUGUGGAUUAUCCACGAAGGUGACCAUAUUGACUGGAUUGGACGGAAGGCUUUAGGGGAUGUGGAGAAUAUGGGGGUGGAGAUUCUAGUCCCUCGCGCUACUUCUGAGAUUGGAAGACCGGACUUGAAAGCCAUUGUUAAAGAGACCGUUGGUAAACAUGCUGUAGAACCGAAACGGAGUAUUGGUGUAUUGGUCAGUGGACCAGAUGGCAUGAACAGAAUUGUGCGUAAUACAUGCGCCGGUAUGGUUCGAGAUGGCCUUGAUGUCGAGAUUGCGGUUGAGAAGUUUGGCUGGUGA
Lachnellula hyalina is the source of this 1956-nucleotide messenger RNA. It is a transcript of the gene FRE1, whose product is annotated as Ferric/cupric reductase transmembrane component. Gene Ontology annotation, biological process: intracellular iron ion homeostasis; copper ion import; iron ion transport. The record is from RefSeq and is a predicted model, not a curated record. Lineage: Eukaryota; Fungi; Ascomycota; Leotiomycetes; Helotiales; Lachnaceae. Gene Ontology annotation, cellular component: plasma membrane. The transcript has a single exon. Bases 1 to 1956 code for a protein of 651 amino acids. Gene Ontology annotation, molecular function: ferric-chelate reductase activity.